Messenger RNA from Penicillium maclennaniae, 1062 nucleotides. RefSeq names its product adenosine deaminase (gene aah1). Bases 1 to 1062 code for a protein of 353 amino acids. The transcript has a single exon. Gene Ontology annotation, molecular function: adenine deaminase activity. Gene Ontology annotation, cellular component: cytosol; nucleus. Gene Ontology annotation, biological process: purine ribonucleoside monophosphate biosynthetic process; hypoxanthine salvage; adenine catabolic process. Lineage: Eukaryota; Fungi; Ascomycota; Eurotiomycetes; Eurotiales; Aspergillaceae. The record is from RefSeq and is a predicted model, not a curated record.
AUGUGUGUAUCCGAUUUGCAUGAAUUCCUUCAUGGCCUGCCCAAGUGCGAACACCAUGUCCACUUGGAAGGUUGCAUGAGCCCCGAGCUCAUUUUCGAGCUCGCCCAGCGCAAUGGCAUCGAAUUGCCCGCUGCGACCAACCCGGCCUACGCAUCCAUUGCCUCUCUAUCCACGCGCUACGAACACUUCACCUCGCUCGAUGACUUCCUCUCCUUCUACUUCCAAGGCAUGGCGGUUCUGUGUAACAAGGCCGAUUUUGCCGAUCUGGCGUGGUGGUAUUUCUCCAAGGCCCAUGCCGAUGGUGUCCACCAUGCGGAGGUUUUCUUCGAUCCCCAGGUCCACCAAGACCGCGGAAUUCCCUAUGAGACUAUCGCAGAGGGAUUCUCAGAGGGUUGUGAGCGGGCGGAACGGGAGCUGGGUAUGAGCACCCGGUUGAUUCUGUGCUUUGUGCGCCAUUUGCCGGUUGAAUCGGCGCAGAAAGUGUAUGAAGAUUUCCUGUCCAGUGGCCAUUUCCAGGCGGGUGUGGUCCAUGGUCUCGGGUGGUCUUCUACCGAGGUUGGCCCGCCAAAGGAUAUGUACCGUGCUCAGUACGCGCAUGCUCAGACGCAAGGUAUCCCGCUGACUGCGCAUGCUGGUGAGGAGGGAGAUCCCUCUCACAUUAGUGUUGCGCUGGAGCUUGGUGCCCAGCGUAUUGAUCACGGUAUUCGGCUGAUUGAGGAUCCGGCGCUGAUGAAGCGUGUUGCGGAGGAGGGUAUUCUUCUCACUGUGUGCCCGCUCUCCAAUGUGCGCUUGCGUUGUGUUACGAAGGUGGAGGAGGUUCCUAUUCGGCGGUUCCUUGAAGCUGGCGUCAAAUUCUCCAUCAACAGUGAUGACCCGGCCUACUUCGGAGGCUACAUUCUCGACAACUACUGCGCAGUGCAGGAGGCUCACAAGUUGUCUGUUCUGGAGUGGCGCAUCAUUGCUGAGAACAGUGUCCAAGAGAGCUGGAUUCCAAAUGAGCGCAAGGCGGAGUUGUUGGACCGCAUUGAGAGUCAUGUGAAGAAGUACAUGCCUGUUGUAUGA